Messenger RNA from Prorocentrum cordatum, 3369 nucleotides. Lineage: Eukaryota; Dinophyceae; Prorocentrales; Prorocentraceae. The record is from the annotation of a GenBank genome assembly.
AUGACAGAUUGGACGUAUGAGAUGCUGCGGUAUGCGUUCAGCUGGAAUGAGGAGUCCGCCGACAAGGCCUUGAAGUACGUUGUCAAUUCCAGGAGCGGGGCCGACUCCAUGUCGGAGUUCCAGCUUCUGGACAUCCUCUUGCUGACCAUCCUCACGGAAAAGGACGAGGUCGAGCGGACGUCCGCUCUGGUCUUCCUGGAAGAACAUGGCAGCAGCCUGAUGUUCGACUACACGAGGUUGCACAAGGUGUAUUUCGUGCUCGACAACAUCCUCGGCUCACCCGUGGACGGACAGUCGAUGACGUACUCUUUGAAGUCGCAGGUACUGGUGACAUACACAGCUCUAUUGAUCCAGUUCAACUGCUUCGAAUCGGAUGUGCCCCGCUUCGAGGGCUUUGUAGAUUUGCUGUUCUCCGUCGUCAAGCACACCAACAAGUCUGCCGACAGGAUGUUGCGAGCAUAUGCUUGCGAAUGCCUCCACGAGCUAGAGACCUGGUACCCUGGGCUGCUGUUCCCUCUGCUUGGCGAAGACUGGACCGUUGUUCCACUGGGCGGGCAGGUCUCGCAAGCUGGUUCGGUGGGCCAGAACACGCUGGGCCGGUUUGUGAACGACGAGCUGCUGCACGUUCACGAGAGCUACUCGCGGUUGUUUUUCACCACCUUCCAGCACUUCGCCGAGCAGGUGGUGCAGGAUGCCAUUCGCCAGCAGCCUACCCGCGAGGGUGACUCAUCGGAGCACACCUCCACGACGGCCACGCCGCUCGGCUCGGCCACGCCGCUGGGCUCCACGCCGCCGUCGUCGCCGCGAACCUCGAUGGCGAAGCGCACUCCGCUGGCUCCGCUCGGCUCCGAGCCUAGCAGCUUCACCAGCGCACCCAGCGCGUCUGGAUUUGGGUCGAUAUCCAGGGACACAGGGGCCGCCGCCGGCGCCGAGUUCUUCAGGUUCAAGGUCCCCGAGACCUGCCACUCUGGGCCCGAGGUCGCCUUCGACUUGGCGCCAGACCAGACGCCGCCACGGCUGCCGAGAAAGCUGGUGCGCACGAUGACCCGAAGCAUCAGCAUUGUCCUGGAGACUAUGCCAACGUCAUCCUCCUGGACCAAAAUAUUCUUCGCCGAGCGCCUCAGCCUGUUCAUCCGGAUAUUGGCACUGCCAUGCCGCGUCGUUUUCCACCACUUCAGCCCCCUGCUGCACGCCUCACGCCCGUCGCUUCUGCACGCGUUCCUCGUCGUGACGGCGCUGUUCUCCAAGGAGAUAGAGGCCUCUGUGUCCGAGGCCGUUGUUGACCGCCUGUUCCUGCUUACGCAGGACACGGCCGUAGAAGCGUGCUUCCGGUGCCUCGCAAUCAAUUGGCUCAUUGCCUUGUCGGCCUCGAAGAAGUCUACCUUCGACUUGCUCUGGGGCCGAGCGCAGGAGCUGUGCCCGCGCUGGCACGACCCCCUGGAGCUGAAGGAGAUGAAGCUGCAGGCGCUCCUGUACUGCUGCCGCACCUCGAAGAAGCUGCCCACCAAUCUGCUGGUGGUGCUCGAGGCGCUCUCGGAGUUCAAGUACUGCUGCAGGCCCGUGGGGGCCCACGCGGUGCUGUUCCGGUUCCUGCUGCGGAUCGUCAUCAACUUCGCUCCCGACAUGGACCGCCUGGAGGUGCCGCAGUGCCUCUGCGACUUGCUGCGUUCGCACCCGCGGCUCCUGCCCUCGGUGCUCGGCGUCGAGCGCAGGGCCUGUUCCGAGGCCGUGCAGUACAAGCUGCUGCACUCCCUCGGAGACUUCGUGUCGCGGCUGGAGCCCCCCUCGCGCAUCCAGUCCUACUUCGGCCUGCUCGUCACGCUGGCGGAGACGACCUGGCUGGACCCGAGCUACGUCAUGUGCGCCCUGCGCAGGCUGGUGUUCUGCCCGAGCUCGACCCUCACAUGGCAGGUGGGCAUUCAGGUGCUCGUCACCUGCCGCAGGGUCAUCCUCUCGCACCCCCAGGCCGUCAUAUACCAGCCCAUGCUGCGGCUGCUGCACCACCUGGCGACGUACCAGGCCUGCGUGGACCUGAGAGACAGGGCGCUCCUGUACCUCAGACUGCUCACUCACGCGGGAUCGGCAUCCCUGGGGACGAUGUUCCACCCGAACCCGAACGACAUAGCGCAAAUGACUAAGAUGCUGACGCCGGUGCUUCCGAAGACGAUCCGCUUGGUCAACGGUCCAGUGCCGUUCCUGCGGCUGUCGAAGUCCCUGGACGAGCGGAAAAAGCUCGGCAUCAUGGACAGGCAGUGCGCCGUGUUCGUCCUCCCUGCGCCCUCCGAGAGCCCUGCCGCCGGUGCCGGGGCCUCUCGGGGCGAGGCCGGCGCCACCGCCUUCGGCGCGAACGACUGGGAGUUGCGCUGGGGCGACGACGCGCAGGACCACCAGUUCCCCAGCGAGUGGCGGGAAUUUGCCGCCCUGGUCGGCGGCGCGGACUUCUCGGUCGUCAUGCACGAGCAGUGGUCCGAGAUCUUCCUGGAGUACAGGCGCCACGUGGAGGCGUCGCCGGCGAGCAUCCGCUUGCCGUUCGUGCUCGAGUACCAGAAGGUGCAGAAGAUGACGUCGGAGGCGUUCGAGUUCUUCGACUGCCCGCGCCAGCUGUUCUCACUCGAGCUCACGUUCUCCUCCAGCGAGCACUUUGUUCCCAUCGAGCCCAUACGAAUCCCUUACAUCGCAGAGGACAGGGGCCACGCUGCUUCGUCCCACGCAGGUGGCUUUCCCAGCAUGAACAAGCUGCUGCUGAGGCUCCAGCCGAUCAGCCCAGUGCCCACGUCCUUCGGCGUGAACAUCGCGUUCAACGACAGCCUGGGGAACAUGUACUUCGGCCAGCUGGAGACCUUCAACGCUGCGUUCCAGGACCUGUUCCUGCCAGUGAGGCUGCCGCUCAUAUUCUGGGCGCACCUUUUCGAGACCCUGUGGAAGGGGAGCAUGGAGGAGUCCUGUUGGUCCGUCAAGAUCUUGGACUUGGACCGCCAGGUCGUACAGGGCCUGAUCCAGUCGCACCUGGGUCCCUUCGUCGUGCCGCCCGGCGUGCGGCUGCACGAGGAGGACUUCGAUUUCGAGCAGGAGGAGUACUUCGAGCGGUGGAGCGCCCUGGAGGAGAGCAGCAGCGCGGAGAUCCCCGACGUGGGCGAGGUGACCGUGAACGUGGAGACCGUGUGCGUCAUCAUCUUCAUACCCCCGUUCUACCACCUGCUGCUGCGCUUCGCGAUCUCUUCGCACUCGACGAUUGUGCGCGCGCUCACGGACCGCUUCCAGCUGCUGUCGUACAUGGACUCCUUCUUCCUGUCGUGGAGCCGGGACGCCGCCGUGAUGGCAGACGGCGUUGCUGGCUCGGACGGCGCCGUUGGCAUGGCGCCGACUUAG